Messenger RNA from Triticum turgidum subsp. durum (durum wheat), 1140 nucleotides. The record is from the annotation of a GenBank genome assembly. NCBI's taxonomy places the organism in Eukaryota, Viridiplantae, Streptophyta, Magnoliopsida, Poales, Poaceae.
AUGGCCAAGCCGGCUCCGACUAAGAACGCCGGCGACGCAGCAACGGCGGUGGUGCCAGUGCCGAGUCCGUUCGAGUACCAUGUCUAUGGCCCCCGCAAGCUGUCCUUCACCAGCUGGAGAGAUCUUCUUAGCUCAAGCUGGAAGAACCCUGACUACCGGCGGAUGGUGAUCGCGUGCUUCAUCCAGGGGGCGUACCUGCUGGAGCUGGACCGGCAGGAGAAGCGGGACGAGCGCACCAGCCUCGCGCCGCAGUGGUGGCGCCCGUUCAAGUACAGGCUGGUCCAGGCGCUCGUCGACGAGCGCGACGGCUCCAUCUACGGCGCCGUCCUCGAGUGGGACCGCCAGGCCGCGCUCUCGGACUACAUCCCGUUCCGGCCCACCCGCGCGCCCGCCGCCGUCGUGGCGCUGCGCGGCACGCUGCUCAAGGCGCCCACGUUCCGCCGCGACGUCGUCGACGACCUCCGCUUCCUGGCCUGGGACAGCCUCAAGGGCUCCGUGCGCUUCGCCGGCGCGCUGGCGGCGCUGCGGGCGGCCGCGCGCAAGUUCGGCGUCGCCAACGUGUGCGUGGGCGGGCACUCGCUGGGCGCCGGGUUCGCGCUGCAGGUGGGCAAGGCGCUGGCCAAGGAGGGCGUCUUCGUGGAGUGCCACGUGUUCAACCCGCCGUCCGUGUCGCUGGUCAUGAGCCUCAAGGGCUUCGCCGAGACGGCCGGCGAGCUGUGGGGCCGCGUGCGCGCUUGGAUACCCUACAUGGGCACCCAAGCCGGCGGGGACGCGGGCGGCGGCAGCAACAGCGAGAGCGAGGCCAAGGCGUCGCUGGCGCGCGCCGGGAUGGCCAAGUGGCUGCCGCACCUCUACAUUAACACCAACGACUACAUCUGCUGCUACUACAGCGACGCCGCGAGCGGGACGGCCACCGUGGCCGUCGGCAGCGGGGGCGGGAGCGGCACUAGCAAGGCCGGCGUGGCGAGGAUGGUGGUUGUUUCCAAGGGGCCGAGCAAGUUCCUGGCCGCGCACGGGCUGGAGCAGUGGUGGGCUGACGAUGUCGAGCUGCAGGUGGCGCUCAACCACAGCAAACUCGUCGACCGCCAGCUCAGGUCGCUCUACGCCCCGCCACCAGCCGCACCAGCCGCUCGGAGUUAG